Molecule: messenger RNA, 1717 nt
Organism: Wasmannia auropunctata (little fire ant)
Lineage: Eukaryota; Metazoa; Arthropoda; Insecta; Hymenoptera; Formicidae
Product: alpha-tocopherol transfer protein-like
Exons: 5
Coding region: 105-998 (297 amino acids)
Cellular component (GO): membrane
Molecular function (GO): phosphatidylinositol bisphosphate binding
Source: RefSeq, a predicted model, not a curated record
GCAGUCGCGCUGUGUCCAAACGCCGAACGUGUACUCCGCUGUGUACUCCGGGAACGCCGCCGCGCCGUGCAUUUCGGUCGAGUGCAAUCAACUAUUUAAUCACGAUGAAGUUCGGUCACGCGAUCGAAGACUCGCGGAAGAAAUAUCCGGAAAUCACGGACGAGCUUUUGGACAGUCUGCAAAAAUGGGCGAAAGAUCGCGGUCUUCCCAAAAUUCCCGAGGAGCAAUUGGCGUUAUUCGCGCACAGUUGUCACUUCGACACGGAGGCCACGAAACAAUGCAUGGACGUUUAUUACAGAAUGCGAACCACGGUCCCGGAAUUUUUUAGCGACAGGGAUCCUACCCUCGACUAUCUGCAACACAUUAUGAAAGUCUUGGAGUUGAUGACGUUUCCUAAGCCCGAUCCAAAUGGUAACCGAAUAGUUUUUCAUCGAUUGGUGGAUACGCAGCCGUCGCAGUACAUAUUCAACGAUGGCAUCAAGCUGCUGAUGAUGACCAUCGACGCGAGCCUCUACACGGACGGUUGUUCGGAGGGGUACAUAUUUCUUUUCGACAUGGCUGGCACGCGACUCGGUCACUUGACCAGACUGUCGGUAAACGGUAUCCGCAAGUACUUUGAGUACCUUCAGGAAGGCAUGCCGAUGAGACUCAAAGCCAUUCACAUCAUAAACGCGGUAUGGUUUAUGGACAAGGUGCUCGCGCUCUGCAGACCGUUCAUGAAGCGGGAGCUUUACGAAAUGCUUUACAUUCACACGGGUGACGUCUCCGACACUCAUAUCCCGCCCGAAUGUCUGCCGCAGGACUUUGGCGGGGAAUUGGAUUGUGUCGCAAACCUUCAUAAAGCGCACUGCAUGAAGUUAGACAAACUGCGAAGUUAUUUCCGUGAGGAGGAAGCUCUGUUCCGCAAUUAUUCGCCUGACAACGUGAGGAAAGCGCAUCAAAAAAUUAUGACAGACGAUACCAAGGAUCCAAUAGAUCACGAUGAAGAUGAUAGCUGAUGCAAGAUUUUAUAUGUUAUAGAAAAAAAAUAGCGUUAAGUUGGUCGAUGUACAGGUGUAACAAAUAGGAUAAAUCACUUUCCGAAUGAGGUACAGUUAUAAAUAAGGAUACAAUCGCAUGGUGUCAUUACGACUUUCUAAUUCUCAUGCGUGACUUCUCGCAAAUAAUCGCGUCCUUGAGUCCAAAGGAGAUGUCAUCUGCUCUUUAUUCUCCGUAUUCCUUUCUACAUAUAUUUGCUUGAAAUGAAAUAUGCACGUUAAACAUACGAAGGAAUGUUUCAAGGUUUCUUAAACAAAAAAUAAAUAAAUAAAUGUAAGAUCUGUCAGAAACAAGAUUGCGUGUGGAAAAGGUCAUAAGAUUAUUUCUUGCUGGAACUUAAUCUCUAUAAAAAAUUAAUUGAUUUGAAUUUAAAAUUUAAAUGUGCGGAAUGACGAAAGAUACAGGAAAGAAUUAAGAAAUACGUAAGAUUUUAUGUUCUGAAAUACAGUUUCGUGAUAAACUACAUUUUUAAAUCAAAUAAUAAUAAGUUUCCUUAAUAAAGUAAAAUCCAAACAAAAAGUCCGUAUUUAAAUUUUAUAUAGAUUUCUGCUAAAGAGAUGCAUAAUCACACGUUCGUUAUCUAUAUUACAUGCAUCUCUUCACCAGGAAUAAAUACGUUGCAAGUUAACUUUUGAACUUCGUCUAUCAUGUACAACAAUAAAAGGUAUUACACCGGUAA